AUGAAGAUUCAAGACAAAGCUACCUCCGUCCUCCAGCGAACGGCUCAUUUGCUGCGAGCACAGAAAUCCUCUUCCCGCCAGGCUGCUGCCGAGGUUUCCGAGCCCAUUUGGUUCCGCGUCAUUGCCCAAAACCCUCCCACUCAAAACUUUGCCUACAAGGCCCACAACCUCGAAAAGUACCAAGAAAAGAGCGCUGCUGAGAAUUCGCCAUCGCUCGAGGCUCACCCUCAGACCGGAUUCUAUAAGACCCGCAAUUAUAUUAAGCGCAGCACAAAUCCCCGCCAUCUUUUUACUCCCCACAGCAUUGACUACUUUGAGGAUAAGAUCAGAGCCCUGUUUUACGAGCAGCACCCUUGGGAGCUUGCACGCCCUAAGCUUGUUGUUGAAACCGACGGUAAGGAUUCUUUGCGAACUGACUGGAGCAAGCUCGAUCAAAUUUCCAAGCGCCUGGAUGGUGAAUCGGUAGUCCAGCGCACCCUUUAUCUGCUGGAGAAUGAUCCCAAAUAUAAGGAGACCGACUCCUGGUUGCCUGCUUAUGACAAGGCACGUCUCGAAUACUACAGACUUAGAAUACGACAAGACACACGAACCCAGGUCGCAAUGGAGGAGGCUACCAUGUUUGGUGCUGUCUUUGGCAAGUCCGAGCUCCAGAAGGGCUUCGAAAAGGAAGAGCAGUACAUUGAGAAGUGGAACAAGGAGGCCGUUGAAGAGACUAAGAUCAGAAUGGCCCGGAUGGCUACACCUGGCGGUGCAGCAGCUGCUUCGGAGUAA
This is a messenger RNA of Magnusiomyces paraingens, 771 nucleotides long. RefSeq names its product mitochondrial 37S ribosomal protein mS23. The transcript has a single exon. Gene Ontology annotation, cellular component: mitochondrial small ribosomal subunit. NCBI's taxonomy places the organism in Eukaryota, Fungi, Ascomycota, Dipodascomycetes, Dipodascales, Dipodascaceae. Gene Ontology annotation, molecular function: structural constituent of ribosome. The coding region runs from base 1 to 771 and encodes 256 amino acids. The record is from RefSeq and is a predicted model, not a curated record.